Fundulus heteroclitus (mummichog) is the source of this 1330-nucleotide messenger RNA. It is a transcript of the gene use1, whose product is annotated as unconventional SNARE in the ER 1 homolog (S. cerevisiae). The record is from RefSeq and is a predicted model, not a curated record. NCBI's taxonomy places the organism in Eukaryota, Metazoa, Chordata, Actinopteri, Cyprinodontiformes, Fundulidae. The transcript is spliced from 8 exons. Gene Ontology annotation, molecular function: SNAP receptor activity. The coding region runs from base 55 to 828 and encodes 257 amino acids. Gene Ontology annotation, biological process: retrograde vesicle-mediated transport, Golgi to endoplasmic reticulum. Gene Ontology annotation, cellular component: SNARE complex; endoplasmic reticulum.
UCUGCGUCAGCUGUGCAACGUCACACGGAUGCGACAGUAGGCAAUAUUUCCAACAUGGCGUCCAGGCUGGAGAUUAAUUUCGUUAGGUUGCUGUCGCGGUGCGAAUCUAUGGCGUCGGACAGACGAGGAGAGGCGGAAUGGAGGCUGGAGAAGUAUGUUGCAGCCCUUGAGGACAUGUUGGUGGCUCUAAGGAAAAGCCAAAGCAAACCAACACACGAGGUUGUGACUGAAUACACAAGGAAGGUAGAUUUUCUAAAAGGACUUCUGGAGGCAGAGAAGCUGCCGUCACCGACAGAAAAGGCUCUGGCCAAUCAGUUCCUCGCUCCGGGCCGUACGCCGACGAUAGCCAAUGAGAGGAUGCCAGCCUCCAAAACGGUUCACAUGCAGUCGAAGGCGCGAUGCACGGGGGAGAUGAGAGACGAGCUGCUCGGCACGCGAUCGUCUGGCAAAGGUACCACAGAUGGAGACUUGAGAAAUAGAAGAGGCCUUCCUCUGGACGAGCGUCAGUCCGCCGCCGAGCUGGACGCCGUCCUGCAACACCACCACAACUUGCAGGAGAAGCUGGCGGAGGACAUGCUCAACCUGGCCAGAAACCUCAAGAACAACACUCUGGCAGCUCAAAACAUCAUCAAGCAGGACAAUCAGACUCUGUCUCAGUCCAUGCGUCAAGCCGACCUGAACUUUGAGAAGCUGAAGACGGAGUCGGACCGGUUGGAGCAGCACGCCAAGAAGUCCGUCAACUGGCUGCUGUGGCUGAUGCUCAUCCUGGUCUCCUUCACCUUCAUCAGCAUGAUCCUCUUCAUCCGCAUCUUCCCCAGACUCAGAUGAUGAUGACGACGCCAGUCCGGGCCGGCCCCCUCCGCUUACCCUGGCUGAACCUGCGGGCCUCCUGCGUCUGUUUCCUGUGAUGCAGGUCAACUGUGAGCAGGACUGAAACAAGCCGGUUAAACUGACUGAAAUAUCUGAAGGCUUGAAGGCACAGCAGGAGGUCUCAGCUGGUGUGGGAGCAACCCCUUACCUCCUGUGGCGCCCCCUGGAGGACGGAGCUCUUAGACCCAAUUGUUGCAUCAUUUAAUGAACAAUAUGUAGAAACUAUUCCUAUUUAUAGAUAUCUCAGCUCUCUGACGCAGCAGCUUAGUGUCUACUGCCCUGUGAUUUCUUAAUAAACGGGUGAAUGAUGCACAGCAGUGGUAAUCAGACAUAAUGAUGGUGGGAACCUGAACGCUUCUGUAAGGUGUUGCACAUUAUUCCUGCUAUAAACUCUAUUAACUGUGCUGUAGCUCAUGAUCCAUUUAUAAAAGGCACUAAUAGUAAAAGAUAUCAGGAGGUG